AGCACGGGAGAGAAACUCCAGGAAAACGGACGGAGCUGGCGCACGAUGCAACAGGACGACGUUACGUUCUGGCUUGAAGGGGAAACUUUGUAUGGACAUGAGGAUAUUUUGGGUUAAUUAGCUUUUCCUGACAGAAAAGCCGGACUCCUAAGAGACCAAGAGGCGUUUGCGGUCAAUUGCUUCCCCGUUUAUAGCCACGGGGCUUUAUUUUCGUUUGUUUUUGCUUUUCAUAACCGUUUUCCACCUUAAUUAAACAUGACUGAACUUCCAAUUUGACUCUUGCCGCACCUUUUGAAAAAUGCGCAUCGACCACUGAGGAGAGGAGGGGCUCGGCGAAGCCCGCCAAUGUUCACCUUUUGUCGGCACCUCAGAGCGAGCUGUUAAAAGUAUUUUCUUUUUUCCUUUUCUUGUCAUUUUUCAUUUUUUUCUGAACCACGAGCUCCGGUGGGAAAAUAAAGCAAGAAACAUGGCAGAGCACGAGAGCCUGGAGUUUGGAAAAGCGGAUUUCGUGCUGCUGGACAACGUGUCCAUGGAGGAGUUCAUGGCUAACCUGAAACUCAGGUUUGAGAAGGGCAGGAUCUACACCUACAUCGGAGAGGUGGUCGUGUCUGUCAAUCCUUACCGCGCAAUGAACAUCUACGGCCGCGACGUCAUAGAGCAGUACAAGGGCCGUGAGCUGUACGAGAGGCCGCCCCACCUCUUUGCCAUCGCCGACGCCGCCUACAAAGCCAUGAAGAGGAGGAACAAAGACACUUGUAUUGUCAUCUCAGGGGAAAGUGGAGCAGGAAAGACAGAGGCCAGCAAGUAUAUAAUGCAAUACAUUGCUGCUAUCACCAAUCCCAAUCAGAGGGCUGAAGUUGAAAGGGUGAAAAACAUGCUGCUUAAAUCCAACUGCGUCCUGGAGGCCUUCGGGAACGCCAAGACCAACCGCAACGACAACUCCAGCCGCUUUGGCAAGUACAUGGACAUCAACUUUGACUUCAAGGGAGAUCCCAUCGGAGGCCACAUCAACAACUACCUGCUGGAAAAGUCCAGGGUGAUUUUCCAACAAGGAGGAGAGAGAAGCUUCCAUUCAUUCUACCAGCUGCUGAGAGGAGCUCCCGAUUCCUUGUUACGCUCUAUUCACAUCCAGAAGGACCCGACGGCCUACAACUACAUCAAAGUUGGAGGCCAGAUUAAGUCUUGCAUCAACGAUGGGGCUGAUUUCAAAGCUGUAAGCGAUGCUAUGAAGGUGAUCGGUUUCACAGGGGACGAGGUUCAGACUGUUUACAAGAUCCUGGCCACCAUCCUACAUCUGGGGAACCUGACGUUCGGGGUGGACGGUGACGUGACCUUGAUAGAGAACACCAAGCUGGUGUCGGUGAUCAGGGAGCUGCUGUCCACCAAGGAGGAGAAUGUGGAGAAGGCCCUGCUCUACCGCACUGUGGCCACGGGUCGCGAUGUCAUCGAGAAGCAGCACACGGCGCAAGAAGCCAGCUACGGACGAGACGCCCUGGCCAAGGCCAUGUAUGAGCGUCUGUUCUGCUGGAUUGUGGGACGAAUCAACGGCAUAAUCGAGGUGAAAAACUACGAUGCCAGAGUCCACGGGAAGAACACGGUCAUCGGGGUGCUGGACAUCUACGGCUUCGAGAUUUUCCAGAACAACAGCUUUGAACAGUUCUGCAUCAACUACUGUAACGAAAAGCUGCAGCAGCUGUUCAUCCAGCUUGUGCUAAAGCAGGAACAGGAGGAGUAUCAGAGGGAAGGAAUCCCGUGGAAGCAUAUUGAUUACUUCAAUAACCAGAUCAUCGUGGACUUGGUGGAGCAGCAGCACAAGGGCAUCUUCUCGGUUCUGGAUGAGGCCUGCAUGAACGUGGGCAAAGUCACAGAUGAGGUUUUCCUCCAAGGACUCAACGGCAAGCUGGCCAAACACGCCCACUACACCAGCCGCAAGCUCUGUCCAACCGAUAAGAGUUUGGAGUUUGACAGAGACUUUCGCAUCAGGCACUAUGCUGGAGAUGUGGUGUACUCAGUGACGGGUUUUAUUGAUAAGAACAAAGACACUCUAUUCCAGGAUUUCAAGAGACUGCUCUACAACAGUUCUAACCCGGUUCUGAAGGGGAUGUGGCCCGAGGGCAAACUGAGCAUCACGGAGGUCACCAAACGGCCGCUGACGGCUGCGACUCUCUUCAAAAACUCCAUGAUCUCGCUGGUGGAGAACCUGGCCUGCAAGGAGCCCUACUAUGUCCGCUGCAUCAAGCCCAAUGACGUCAAGUCCCCUCUGCUGUUCGAGCAGGAGCGCUGCCGCCAUCAGGUGGAGUACCUCGGCCUGCUGGAGAACGUCAGGGUGCGGCGUGCCGGCUUCGCCUACAGACAGACAUAUCCUCGCUUCCUACAGAGAUACAAGAUGAUCUCAGAGUUUACGUGGCCCAACCAUGACCUGCCAUCAGACAGAGAUGCCGUGAAGAGGCUCAUGCAGGGUUGUGGAUUUGACCACGACGUGGCCUACGGCAAAACCAAGGUCUUCAUCCGCACGCCACGUACCCUCUUCAGCCUGGAGGAGCAGAGAGCCGAGAUGGUCCAAAGAAUCGUCCUCUUCCUCCAGAAGGUGUGGAGGGGCACCAUAGCCAGAAUGCGUUACCGGCGGAUGCGAGCGGCCCUCGUCAUCCUCCAGGCUUACCGCCGCUACAAGGUCAAGUCCUACAUCCGCGAGGUCAACCGUCGCUUCAAAAACGUGAGGUCCAUGAAGGACUACGGCAGACACGUGAAGUGGCCGACGCCCCCCAAAGUCCUGCGCAAGUUUGAAGAGGCACUCAGGAGCAUCUACAACAGGUGGUGGGCAUGGACACUGAUCAAAGGCCUUUCUCCAGAGGAGGCCCUGCAGGUGAGGGCCAAGGUAGCCUGCCUGGAGGCCCUGAAGGGCCAGAGGGCUGACUUGGGCCUGCAAAGGGCCUGGGAAGGAAACUAUCUGAAGCGAGACAGCCCCGACACGGCAGCAUCGUUCACACUCGUCUCCAGCGAGCUGCAGCGGAAGGACAAAUUCAUGAGGGUUCUGUUCUCCUGCAACGUGCGCAAGAUCAACCGUUUCCACAAGGCGGAGAACAGGACUGUGCUCAUCACUGACCGCCACCUGUACAAGAUGGACCCCCUGAAGCAGUACAAGCCCAUGAAGAGCAUCCCCCUCUACAACGUGACGGGACUGAGCGUGUCCCCUGGGAAGGACCAGCUGGUCGUGUUCCACACCAAGGACAGCAGGGAUCUGGUGGUGUGCCUGCAGGGCAUGGUCCCGGCCAGUGAGAGCCGCAUCGGGGAGCUGGUUGGCACCCUGCUUAGCCACUUCAAGAGUGAGAAGAGGAAGCUGCAGGUGAACAUCGCGAGCCCCAUCCAGUGCAGCAUGAACGGGAGGAAGUGCACGGUCAUUGUCGAGCCCAAGAUCAACCAGUCGCAGCCAGACUUCACCAAGAGCCGGUCUGGUUACAUCCUGGCGGUUCCUGGCAACUAAAAUGGGCCGGGGGGGCGGCAGUUAGCUGAUUUCAAACCAGGCCGGGAUGAUGAUGAUGACGAGGAUGAUGACGACUCACUUCUCAUGUUUUUUCUUUAUUUACAGAACUGCUGAUAGUUGGGUUGGGGUGAUUGAACCCUCAAAUUGCAAAACCAUGCCAAAUUUGACUUGUUUUGUAGAUUUCUAAGUGUACAAUACCCCUAUAUGCAAAACGUUAGCGAAACAGGUUUAAAAAAAAAAAACAUGCACUACAAGAUAAUCCACCGAAGUGGUGGUCUUUCUUUUAAAAUCUCCAAAUCUCACUCUUCAAAAGAUUUGCUUUGUGCAAUAUUUAGUUUAUUGUGGAUUUAUUAUUUUAAGUCAAGGUGAGAGGACAUUGUGUGGCAACCCAGAACCACUGAUGUUGCAUAAUAGGUGGGGGGGGGAUCUAAAGCCUUUGCAGGAAUUCAUAAUCCCUGCGGCUCCGUGUGUAGGAGCCAGAUCAAAGUGAAACCCUAAAAAAAAUGAAGUACAAUGAUAUUUGUGUGUGACUGAUUUUUCAGAUACUUAGACAGCUUUGAUUAUCUGCUUUAAAAAUAGAAGAGGAGGCUAGACGUGGAUAUAUUCUGAGGAAUAGUGAUGAACUUAACUGAAGACUUACCUACCGAGGUGGUAAAUGAAAGGAAACCGUAGCGUCCACUUUUACUUCAUUAAAUGUUUACAAUCACGUACGGGAACAGCGAGUGAGAAAAUGUGAUUCAGUAGUUCAGCCAGUGUCUGAUGCACAAAUUCCAAAUCUAAUUCACUGUUAGUUUUGUUAGUCACAGGAUGUUAAGUAGGAUGUGUUGAGCAUAUCCAGAACAUCGCAACCCGCCUCACGCAAAGCGCUAAAAUCUAUUAAUUUAAAUCCUGCGUCUUAUACUCUCUACUGCCAUGUCUGUACUUUUAUAAUACACUCAUACUGCUUAUAUAUUAAAAGUUAGAACAUGCUCUAUUUGAGCAGCAUAAGAUCACAAACAUGUGUAUGCACAGCACCUAUACUACAUUUUUAGUGUACAUAGGGUGGCUAUAACUAAUACUGAAUAAUACUGUAGAGGGCAAAUAUGGAGAUGAUAACUAAAGCAUUACCUUUUUCCAAGAUGUAUUUUUAGUUCGUAUUCUCUUAAAAUGUAAGACUUAAUGCUUUAGCUUAGCGAGAGAGUGAUGCUGGCCCGGACUGUGUGAUCACACGUGAACUGCAGCCCCCGAGCGUCGUCUCAUUUGCCGUCUUUGUGUUAAGUGAAUAGCCUAAUGACUUCUAGUGGUCCUUAGUCCUUUUGGAAUAGUCGUCCACUUGACAAAUUUCCCCUCCAUCGGAGAGAGAGAGAGUGUGUGUGUGUGUGUGUGAGUGCAACAGUGGGAGUGUGUGUACUGCACGUGCGUUGAUAAGCUCUUUUAGCUCUCCUCUUCUUGGCUCGGAGCCUGGCUAGUGGCCACAGUGAGGGAGUGGAGACCGAGGGGUGGGAAGUCGGUAAUCAGACUGCUGUCCUACUUCAGCUCCCUGUCUAAUGAUGGGAAUGACUUUUUGUGUGAACGCUGGGCCGUUGGGAGACUCCGUUCCCAUCUGAGCUUGCUAAAUUCCCUUCGCUCUUCUCGAGCCAAAUCAAACUAAGCACAUCAUCAGCACUUGAACACUCAGAGAUUGGUUCGCACUGUUCUCACAAGCUGUCGGCUGUGUUUUUGUCCUUUGCUUAGUCUUAGUACAUUACAGUAGGUUCUUCCAACCAUUGCAAAUAUUUGUGGCAACACAAAAGCUCACAAGUUAAAGAUAUCUGGCUUUAUACUAUGUCUUUAAUAUGAAUAUCCAUCCUCUGAUUGAGUGCAUAAGGCAUAAAUAUCUGUUGUUUUUUAAAUAUAUAUAUAUAUAAUUUUUUUUUUGCUGCUCUAUUAUCAACCAAAUCAUUGUGAGGUUAAAAAUCAAUUCAUGACCUUGGAAACAGCGGUUGACCAAACAAUCUCACUGCAAAGGGCCAUUUACUAGCUGUUCUGGAGCUGUCGGUCAUAUGACUUGAGAUUCAUCAGCAAACGGAGUUCACCCAGUUGUCAAGGAAAUGCAGAUGUUCCAUUUUUUUCAAACAUUUAAAAGACGCGGUCCCACCAGAGAGUGGCAGAGCGAAACUCAUCCACGUGUCUCGGGGAAAUAUGUGUUUCUAGAAGCUGGGUGACUAGAAGCUGGCUAUUUGUAGGACUCAGGGAAUCACUGGGGGCGUUGAGCUAACUGCUAAUAUGCUAGCCCGCAGGGAUAAUGAGACUGAAAAAUGUAAGAGGUAGCACGAAUAAGUUACAACGGCUGUCCGAGGCACUUUGCUCUCAGUAUUGUACACCAUUUCAUUCAAUAAAUGAAGGGGGGAAAGCUCUCCGAGCUAGCAAGCUUGCUAAAUGCAAGUUAGAAAACAAGCUAACUGUCAGUUAGUGAGCUCAUUAGCUCAGCCACUGACGGGAUAGUAUGUUCACCAAGUUUAGUCAGAGGACCUUCUUAUACCAUAGACGUCUGUCUAAAAACUACUAGCAAACCAAAAAAAAAAAACGACCAUAGUUUCCUCCUUUUUGGUCUCUCUGGCUCUCCAUUCCCUCAAAGGUCAGCGCUAUCAAGACGGAUUGCCGCUGAAAAACUGUCAUAAUUCACCAAAGUCUAACACAACUUUAAAAAAAGCUACAUAGUUAAUAGUUAUAUAGUUAGAAAGUUAUACUUUGCCAACUGAAAUGAACUGAUUUUCGAUUUUCCCUAAACUUAGACGUUGAUUGAUUCUUAACAUGCUCAUAAAAUGUACUAAAAAUGAUACACAUCCAUGACAAUUAAGAAAACUCCAUCUGCUGAUUUUAAGAUCGUGUGACGUGAUCGAAAGCUCCAGAACAGCUGCUAAAUGGACCUGGUGGUGAGACGGUCUUCUCAACAUCUGAUCCCAGGUCAAGAAUUAACUUUGAACCCGCAGCUUUAAAGCCAACAUGGAAAAAAAAAAGCACUAAGUGGUCAGAAUAAAGAAAAUAAUUUCCCCACCUACAGUUUCGUGACAACUGGGCAAACGCCAUCUACUAAUGAGGAUCAUGUGAUUAUGGUUGAAGGCUCCAGAACGGCAGAUUGAUUAUUGCAUCUAUAUAGAACAUCCUCGUUGCUGAACAUGGGAGGAAUUGACACGUGGACGGAUGAUUUCGUUUGCUUGAUGUCGAGGUCACGAUGAGGUGACAGUAAAUGGCACUAAUUGUUAGGACGAGCGAACCAACAUUGUAUCACCUCUGGUACCCUUGUCUGCACUGCCUCUGUGUAAAGAACAUUCGCUGUGGGCUGAGGAACGACAGCCAAAGGUUACGAACCGGCGCUCCCUCGGUGUCUGGCCUGGCUGAAGAGGCAGGGUCACUCUCGUCAACCUCACUGCAACAGGAAGGAAGACGUGUUAGCGGCCAUUUUCGCCGCGGUAGCACGAACCCUCUAAUUGCGCCCGAGCGCUGUCUGAACAGGUCGCUUAUCUUAAUUAGUCUUUUGAAGAAGCAAAUCUCCACUCUACCUCGCAGCUUUGUGGUGGAUGACCUUGUCCUGUUGUUGGAUUGAGGCGCUUUGACGCAGAAAAGAGCUGUUUGGGGAAAAUGGUGCAUUCGUAGUGCGGAUUAAGGAAGUGACAUUGGCAGCGUUAAUAGACGGUUUUCAGUGGUGCAGUGGCCGCCUGUGAUGAGUGUGUGUGUGUGUGUGUGUGUGUGGACUGUAACGCUGCAGCUCUCCAUAUCCCUCAGCAUAGUAAUCUCUCACUGGGCUUCUCCUAUCCUCCUUUCUGCUCGGCUAUUCACCGCUUAUCAUUAGGAUGGACUCCGUGUCACUUCUCACUUCAGCGCUUCUCUCUUUGCUUUCUUAAGGCAAAAGGGGGGUUGGUGAACAAAGCCUCGCUUGGCCUCCUCUCCUCCUUCUGCCUUCUUUUUUCCUCCCCCCCUCCUUUUCCCACCUCCCUUCCCCUGUCAAUUCGCUUGGCUCCUCGCCCAGCUGGACUGACUGUACCACCCUGCAGGGCAGUGAAGCCUCUCCUGUUUUUGUGAUGGUUUUGUUUUGUUUUUUUUUUUUUUCCUUCAGCCGUCCUGUGCCCAGGAGGCAUAGAAAUGGAAGGGGAAACGUACACCAGCAACAGCACAUGUCUAACAAUAGGAAUAUCAUACAGCAACAAAAAUGUGAUAGAAAAAUGAGACAAAUCUGAGAAUAUUAACCAGAAAUGUAAAUAACGUGGAACUAAAGCCUAUCAGAGGAGAAGGAUGGUGUUAUGUUGUGGUGUAAAAAUCCCAGGCUUGACCUAAUUGCCCCUUUAUAAGGGGGCAUGAGGGAAUUUCGGAUACCAAGCUGAACACUUCGUGACUUGUGCCAUUGUGUUCCUACCUUCGCCCUCCUCUAUAGUGAGAGUUUAUGAAGUACAUUCCUCCAGUUUUCAGUGCUUUUGUUCCAGAUGUAUUUGAUUCUCUCAUCAAGACCGUCCAUGUUAGCCAAAGGGUAAAAAAUUCCAUUUUCUUUUCUAUAAUUUAUUCUGCGGCUUUAAGCAAAAUCUGUAUGUAUGCACCAUUCAUUCAUUAUGUGCCUAAUUUUAUAUUAAGGAUCUAUUUUGCAUAUUUGUGUAAUAUUUCACUAUUGCAUACCAUAAAUAUACUGUAAUAUCCAGACCAAGUCUAAAGGGAACUGUUGUAAUACUGUUUUGUGCAAAUGUAUUCUGUAUAAAUGCAGAUUAUGCAUUCCAUGAUGAUCCAUAAUGAAAAAUAUUUCAUUAAUCAUUUUAUUAAUAAAUUUA
Xiphias gladius (swordfish) is the source of this 8256-nucleotide messenger RNA. RefSeq names its product myosin 1D (gene myo1d). Gene Ontology annotation, molecular function: actin filament binding; microfilament motor activity; ATP binding. The transcript is spliced from 22 exons. Gene Ontology annotation, cellular component: myosin complex; actin cytoskeleton; plasma membrane. Bases 467 to 3481 code for a protein of 1004 amino acids. Gene Ontology annotation, biological process: actin filament organization; vesicle transport along actin filament. The record is from RefSeq and is a predicted model, not a curated record. Lineage: Eukaryota; Metazoa; Chordata; Actinopteri; Istiophoriformes; Xiphiidae.